CGUUCCCACCAAUCUAUAACAAGAGCUCGUGUGUAAUUGAUGUGCUGUUGUUAGAGCUGUUUCUCGAUGGGAAGAUACAACCAAGUGGUUUUCUGUGGAGUUUGCUGAGUGAGUGAGACUUGCUCUCCUCAGUCCAUUUGUGUUGCUAUUCUGAUUUGUCAAGGAGGAGCUGAAGCAACAGACUUUGUUUGAGCAUCGUUGCUGUGUGGACGAGGAAGAUGGUGGCGUUAUCGUUUCUUUGCGCCUUGUGCAUUUGGAUGACUACAGUAUGCUCUUCUGCAGGAACUGGAAUUAUUUAUCACAUUCCAAGCAUCACUUUGCCGCGUCCGCGCAUCAAGUCAGAGCAGACCAGCACUGGACCACCGGGCACCGGAUCCCGUACGCAGCUCAGGAAUUGGUGUCAAUAUACAGUUUCCAAGACAGUGACCUGUCAAGUACAUAAUGGAACAGAAACUUCUGUGCAAAGAGUGGUUCAAAGUUGUAGAUGGCCCGGACCCUGCUCAAAAGUUGUCAGUUACAGAACUGUCAUCCGACCAUCCUUUAAGACGGCCUAUAAGCAGGUCACUGCUCUGGAGUGGCGAUGCUGUCCAGGGUUUGUUGGAGAAGAGUGCAGAGAAGAGUGCCUGAACUGUACAACAUUCUCCCAAAUGAACAGCAGAAUUGACAGCAUUGAAUUAAAGAUCAAAAGUUUAGUGGACGGACUUCCACUGCGGCCAACAGUGAACAGUUUAUCUCAGGGGUCCACUGACAACGAGGUGGACGCACAUCAUCCUACACCACCAUCUUACCUGCCCUCAGUUAGCAGUGGAUCCCCGGGACCAAUGGGUCCACCGGGCCCUCCUGGUCCUGCUGGACCUACAGGUCCUCCAGGAAGAUCCGGCCUUCCUGGGGUCAUUGGACCAAAAGGAGACAGGGGUGUCGCAGGGGAGAAGGGUGUUCCAGGACCUCCAGGACUUCCAGGUCCUCCUGGUCCUCCAGGACCUGGCUUCUCUCCCAUUCAAACUAGGGGUGAUGUUUUUCAAGUGAACACCCCAACUUUACCCCCUUCUCAGGUGGUUGUUGGUCCACCAGGUCCAGUAGGCCCUAUCGGCCCUGCAGGUCCUGCAGGACCUAGAGGACCCGAGGGGAUACCAGGGAUUCCAGGACAAGACGGGAAACCAGGCCCCCAAGGCCUAACCGGUGUCCCAGGACCUAAAGGAGACCAAGGUGAAAGGGGGACUCCUGGUGUGUCAGGCGAGAAGGGUUUACCUGGACCACCAGGGUCAAAGGGUGAACCAGGAGAAGUUCUGAAUGAGAGUGAGGCCGUGCAGCAGCUCAGGGAAGCUCUGAAAAUCCUGGCAGAGCGAGUUCUGAUAUUGGAACAUAUGAUUGGCAUUCACGAAAACUCUGAAGGAUCUGGUUUUGGCAUUAUCUCUGACCCUUUGUCUUUGCCCACCAUUAAGGUUAAGCGCCUUCAAAAGCCUAAAAAAACACAAGUACAAAAUGAGAGACAGAGACGAACCUCACUCUAAGAGUAGGCUAUUUUAAGUGUGUAUUUAAAGUACUUUGUUCAAAUAUUGCAAAAUACCCUGUCAGGACACCCAUUUUUAGGAUGGAUAAAGGAUGAUGCAUACUGUAUUCUGUUUUUUAAAUUUUUUGAUUUUUUUACCUAGUGUUGAUGAUAUUUCCUAUACUAUGACAAUAGUCUUUGCAUAACUUUGUAUUUUUUUAAAGACCUGUUGUAAAUAUGAUAUUGUUUAAGUAUAAACCAGUGCAGUAAUUAUACGAUUUUGAACUUUGAAACAUAAUAUCAUAAACUGUAUUUAAGGGUUUCUGUCUUCAGAUAAAAGACUGCUUACAAAACACUUCACUUUUGUUUAGCUGACGACACUGUGUUUAGUGUUUUGGACCAGUGUGGCGGUUUGUCUUAUGUCAGCCGUGUCUAUUGUCUGUGUCUGGUCAAAGUGAUGUAAUACACGACGGUCUGCCAAAGAGAUUGGCCUCAACUCUGGUAAGAGCAUUUGCUGGAUAAGAACCAAAAGGAUGCUGGAUCUUUUCCUCUGGCCAAGUUCUCACAUGCUCUUGGCCUAGACCUGUUAAUGUGCUUAAGAAUUUGAAUCUUAAUGAUGCCUCAAUCACCACAUAAAAUUGUCUCAAAUCAAUGCAUUGUGGGUCUCCAAGAGGCUUUUCUGAACAUAGAUAAAUCUUUUUUUACUAUGUGUACCCUUUGCCUUGCUAGAAAUAUGACUUGUAUAGAGAAAUCUAUAAAUGUAUGGCUGAUCUGGCUAAUGUUUACUCUGAUGACAAAUAGUGUGAAACUGAUGUUUUGUAUCAUUAUGGAUUACAGUACUGUGCAUGUUGUAUUUGUUUAUAUGACUCCUAAUUAGUUAGACAAUUGUAGUCAGUUAUUCUUGUGAAAACAUGAAAAAUAGCACUUCACUAAUUACUUUACGUGUCACAAAACUUCUCUUCAUAUUUUUUACUUGCUUGUUUUGAGGUUUUGUCUAUUUUAAUACAUUGGUGUGCCUGUGUUGGUUCAUAUAGCGCUGUCUUCAUCAGUGUUGUUUAUGUGUAUCUGGAACACAUAAUGAGGUCAUGACUGCUGGAAGAAAAGCAGUCACUUAAUUGAUUCACUGCAUGUUUCAUUAUCUUUUAUACAACAUCUUCAGGUCACUUUGUUUUUCUUCCAUUUAUAGUACGUUGU
This is a messenger RNA of Boleophthalmus pectinirostris (great blue-spotted mudskipper), 2683 nucleotides long. Its product is annotated as collagen alpha-1(XXVI) chain-like. The transcript is spliced from 14 exons. The coding region runs from base 219 to 1511 and encodes 430 amino acids. NCBI's taxonomy places the organism in Eukaryota, Metazoa, Chordata, Actinopteri, Gobiiformes, Gobiidae. The record is from RefSeq and is a predicted model, not a curated record. Gene Ontology annotation, molecular function: protein binding.